Molecule: messenger RNA, 3185 nt
Organism: Mesocricetus auratus (golden hamster)
Lineage: Eukaryota; Metazoa; Chordata; Mammalia; Rodentia; Cricetidae
Gene: Bcl6
Product: BCL6 transcription repressor
Exons: 8
Coding region: 1-2124 (707 amino acids)
Biological process (GO): regulation of cytokine production; negative regulation of transcription by RNA polymerase II; regulation of immune system process
Molecular function (GO): protein binding
Source: RefSeq, a predicted model, not a curated record
AUGGCCUCGCCGGCUGACAGCUGUAUCCAGUUCACCCGCCAUGCCAGUGAUGUUCUUCUUAAUCUUAAUCGCCUCCGGAGUCGGGACAUCUUGACUGACGUUGUCAUUGUGGUUAGCCGUGAGCAGUUCAGAGCCCAUAAGACAGUGCUCAUGGCCUGCAGUGGCCUGUUCUACAGCAUCUUCACUGACCAGCUGAAAUGCAACCUUAAUGUAAUCAACCUGGAUCCUGAGAUCAACCCUGAGGGGUUUUGCAUCCUCUUGGACUUCAUGUACACAUCUAGGCUCAACCUACGGGAAGGCAACAUCAUGGCUGUUAUGGCUACAGCCAUGUACCUGCAGAUGGAGCAUGUUGUGGACACAUGCAGGAAGUUCAUCAAGGCCAGUGAAGCAGAAAUGGUCUCUGCACUUAAACCACCCCGAGAAGAGUUCCUGAACAGCCGGAUGCUGAUGCCCCACGACAUCAUGGCCUAUAGAGGUCGUGAGGUUGUAGAGAACAACCUGCCGCUGAGAAAUACUCCUGCGUGUGAGAGCAGAGCCUUUGCCCCUAGCCUGUACAGUGGCCUGUCAACACCACCGGCCUCAUAUCCUAUGUACAGCCAUCUCCCACUCAGUAGCUUCCUUUUCGCUGAUGAGGAGCCGCGAGAUGCCCAUGCCCGCAUGCCUGUGGCCAACCCUUUUCCCAAGGAACGGACCCUCUCCUGUGACAGUGCCAGGCCAGUCCCCAGUGAGUACAGCAGGCCAGCCAUGGAGGUGUCCCUCAGCUUGUGCCACAGCAAUAUCUACUCACCCAAGGAGGCGGUCCCAGAGGAGGCACGGAGUGACAUGCACUACAGUGUGGCUGAGGGCCCCAAGCCUGCUGCCCCUUCUGCCCGAAAUGCCUCAUACUUCCCCUGUGACAAAGCUAGCAAAGAAGAGAGACCGUCUUCAGAGGAUGAAAUCACCCUGCAUUUCGAGCCCCCCAAUGCACCCUUGAACCGGAAGGGUCUGGUUAGUCCCCAGAGUCCCCAGAAAUCCGACUGCCAGCCCAACUCACCCACAGAGUCCUGCAGUAGCAAGAACGCCUGCAUCCUUCAGGCCUCUGGCUCCCCACCAGCCAAGAGCCCCACUGACCCGAAAGCCUGUAACUGGAAGAAGUAUAAGUUCAUUGUGCUCAACAGCCUCAACCAGAAUGCCAAACCAGAGGGCUCGGAGCAGACAGAGCUGGGCCGCCUCUCCCCUCGCGCCUACCCUGUCCAGCCUGCCGGCCAGCCACCUCUAGAGCCUGAGAACCUUGGUCUCCAGAUCCCACCCAAGCUCAGUGCCAGUGGGGAGGACUCCACCAUCCCCCAAGCCAGCCGGCUCAAUAACAUCGUUAACAGGUCCCUGACAGGCUCCCCCCGGAGCAGCAGUGAGAGUCACUCGCCACUUUACAUGCACCCCCCAAAGUGCACGUCCUGUGACUCUCAGUCCCCACAGCAUACAGAGAUGUGCCUCCACACUGCUGGCCCCACGUUCCCCGAGGAGAUGGGAGAGACCCAGUCAGAGUACUCGGACUCUAGCUGUGAGAAUGGGGCCUUCUUCUGCAACGAAUGUGACUGUCGCUUCUCUGAGGAGGCCUCACUCAAGAGGCACACACUGCAGACGCACAGCGACAAACCCUACAAGUGUGACCGCUGCCAGGCCUCCUUCCGCUACAAAGGCAACCUCGCCAGCCACAAGACCGUCCACACAGGUGAGAAGCCCUAUCGCUGCAACAUCUGUGGAGCGCAGUUCAAUCGGCCAGCCAACCUGAAGACCCACACUCGAAUUCACUCUGGAGAAAAGCCCUACAAAUGUGAAACCUGUGGGGCCAGAUUUGUGCAGGUGGCCCACCUCCGCGCCCAUGUGCUCAUCCACACUGGAGAGAAGCCAUAUCCCUGUGAAAUCUGUGGCACCCGCUUCAGGCACCUUCAGACUCUAAAGAGCCACCUGCGCAUCCACACAGGAGAGAAACCUUACCAUUGUGAGAAGUGUAACCUACAUUUUCGUCACAAAAGCCAACUGCGACUUCACUUGCGCCAGAAGCACGGCGCCAUCACCAACACCAAGGUACAAUACCGUGUGUCGGCCGCUGACCUGCCUCCGGAGCUUCCCAAAGCCUGCUGAAGCAUGGAGUGUUGACUCUUUUCUCCCUAGCCCUUCCUCAGACCCUCCCCGAAGGAUGCUGUAACACUUUACAAAGGUCAUCCCAUGACGUAGUGCCUCUCUCAUCCACUAGUGCAAAUCAUAGUUGGGGUGGGGGUGGGGGGCGGGGUUUGCGGGACCGGGAGCCAAGCCAGCUCCCCUUCCCACACUGCCAUAAGACAUUAAGAAAAUACUAUUGCUUCUUCUCCUAUGUGCAAGGCAAACCAUGUCAGCAAAAAGCAAAAUCAUUUUCUAUAUCGUAGGGGAGAAUGCAAAAGUUCUGAUGUGACAGGUUGCAACAUGAGGAAUGUAAACCUUCUGUGGGAACAGAAAUCUCUUUUGUAUGUAAAUGUGUAUUGUUUUAAAAGACAAGACUUCAGGAUGUUGUCAAAGAGAGGGCUUUAAUUUUUUAACCAAAGGUGAAGGAAUAUAUGGCAGAGUUGUAAAUAUAUAAAUAUAUAUAUAAUAUAAAUAUAUAAACCUAAAAAGAUAUAUUGAAAAUAUAAAACUGCGUUAAAGGCUCGAUUUUGUAUCUGCAGGCAGACACGGAUCUGAGAAUCUAUUGAGAAAGAGCACUUAAGAGACUAUUUUAAGUAUUGCGUCUGUAUAAGUAAGAAAAUAUUUUGUCUAAAAUGCCUCAGUGUAUUUGUAUUUUUUUGCAAGUGAAGGUUUACAAUUUACAAAGUGUGUAUUAAAAACAAACAAACAAAAAGAACAAAAAAAGUUGCAGAAGGAGAAAUGUAUACUUUUGUUCCAGUUUUCAGUUUGUAUAUACCUGUAACGUGUCCUCACGGUGCCUUUUUUCACGGAAGUUUUCAAUGAUGGACGAGCGUGCGCCAUCCCCUUUUGAAGUGUAGACAGACACAGGGACUUGAAGUUGUCACUAACUAAACUCUCUUUGGGAACGUUUGACUCCUCCCACAUUCUGCGUCAUGCUUGUUGUUAUAAUUACUCCGGAGACAGGGUUUGGCUGUGUCUAAACUGCAUUAUUGCGUUGUAAAAUAUAGCUGUACAAACAUAAGAAUAAAACGUUGAAAAGUCAA